AUGCAAGAUCUGACAAGUGGCUGUACUGCACUGAGUGCUGUAGAAAAGGCCAUUUCUACAUUAGAGAACUCCCCUGCCACCAAUGCGGGCUAUGGCUCGUCCUUGAACAGUGCAGGUGACGUAGAAUGUGAUGCUUCGAUCAUGUAUUCCAAAAAUCAUCACUUUGGCUCUACAAAGAAUUGUGAUCGACCAGAGGACACAGUUGGGGCAGUAUGUCUUGACACCUACGGGGACGUAGCAGCCGGAUGUAGUACUGGUGGCCCAGAGUACAGAGUCCCUGGCCGAGUGAGCCAUGCAAGUGUCUUUGGUGCGGGUUCCUGGGCGGAGGAAGGUCCUCAGGCCACAGUAGCCGUGUCCACUUCCGGGAUGGGAGAGCAGUUGCUCACUUGCUCUUUAGCCCGGAAGAAUGCUGAGUUCUGUUUUCGGCGAGGAUUCCGUGAUUUUAAUGCUGAAGCGGAAUCGGAGUUUAUUUGCUCGGAAUUUAUUGGGUCAAAAUUUUCAAAUUCGUGUCCUUAUAAACUUGGCGGGAGUUUGGUUUUGAUGAAAGAUAGUGAAGAAAAUGACGCGAAAAUAGUUUGGGGACAUUGUACAAAAUCUAUGCUGAUUGCGUACAUUUCGAGUUCUAUGGUUGAACCGACGGUGGUUUUUUGGUCACAUUUAUAA
This is a messenger RNA of Octopus sinensis (East Asian common octopus), 663 nucleotides long. Its product is annotated as threonine aspartase 1-like. Gene Ontology annotation, molecular function: threonine-type endopeptidase activity. The transcript has 2 exons. NCBI's taxonomy places the organism in Eukaryota, Metazoa, Mollusca, Cephalopoda, Octopoda, Octopodidae. The coding region runs from base 1 to 663 and encodes 220 amino acids. The record is from RefSeq and is a predicted model, not a curated record. Gene Ontology annotation, biological process: protein maturation.